Phlebotomus papatasi is the source of this 2605-nucleotide messenger RNA. Its product is annotated as tachykinins. Bases 540 to 1826 code for a protein of 428 amino acids. The record is from RefSeq and is a predicted model, not a curated record. Lineage: Eukaryota; Metazoa; Arthropoda; Insecta; Diptera; Psychodidae. The transcript has 6 exons.
UCAUCAAACCUACUCUGUCCGCGUUACUUCUUCGGUGUCUCAUGAAGAGGUGAGUUCACUGUGCUCAAAGUUAUCUAGAGAAAUGUGAAUUUGAAUCUGAAAGUCCAGAUAGAAGGCCAAAACCUCCAUAAGAUUGUCCGUGAAGAAGACAUUGAUAGAUUUGAAUUUUUUGGCACUCAAAUCUUUUUUUCUCACCCUCUGUGCUCUCUGUCCGAUGUGUUGUGUCAAUUUUUUUGAAAAAGAAUAAAAAAUAAAAUCACCUGAAUUCUGUGACUUGGCCAGCAGUGAACUGUUAAAUUAACCAUCGAAAUAAUUGAGUAAUAUUUCUUCCCAAGAGAGACUCCUCAUAAUUUAUAUUGUGACUGUGCCAAAAAAAAGGAAGAAAAGUUAUAUACCGCGAUAAAUUAUUGAGCAAAUAGCAAACAACACGUGUUAAUACCCAUCAAAUUAACCAAACAGUCACAAGAAGUUCUCGCCAAGCAGCCUGCGGCACAUUUUUUCUUCAUCAGCAAGAAAGCACAAAAAGAACGAUCCAGCAAAUGGGCACUCUUCUGACGAGUGCUCUGGUCCUAGUGAUCUGUUGCUGUUCACCGCUCUUCCUAAUUGUGCCAACGAACGCCGAGAAUGCCCAUCACAGACGGAAUCCACUCGGCUUUCAAGGUGUCCGAGGUAAGAGAAGUGCCACGGAAAUCCCUCCCACAUCCACCUCCUACAUCUUUGCUUCACCAUCGUCUCCCCCUGAGCCUGAAGAGAACGAUGAGCGGCCCAUUACGCCUCCAGUUGCAACAAAUGAGGAGAUGGACUACAUCAGGGGAUUACCUAUCUUGUCGCUGGUGAAACGAGCACCUGUCGGCUUUAUGGGCAUGAGAGGCAAAAAAGACUCCGAAGUGGUCACGAUGGAUGAGCCAUCCAUGGACAUGGAGGGAUCUCGAGACAAGAAACUCUUCCUUAAUUUACCCUUCCGCUACAUCCCAAAACGCGCCCCUUCCGGCUUCAUGGGGAUGCGUGGUAAGAAAUUUUCCUUUGAUUCUUACAAACGUGCUCCUUCCGGCUUUCUUGGAAUGCGAGGGAAGAAAGAGAGUGAGCACAUUUGGCCACCACUGGAGGAUCUUCAAGUUGAGGAGGAAUUGAUGCACCACAAUCAAGACGAUGACGAACAGCUAGAUCAAAUUUAUAGAAAGUUGGACCAAGAGAGAGAACUCCUUGCUCGUCUGAGUGAAAUGUAUGGCCUACACCUCUGGGAUGGCGAGAAGAGGGCUCCUUCAAAUAGCUUCUUUGGCAUGAGGGGCAAAAAAUUCUACGAUGACGACGAAUCAGUGGACAAACGUGCUCCAAUGGGCUUCCAAGGGAUGCGAGGAAAGAAAUGGUCCGAGGACGAAUCCAUUGGAUACGAUGAGGAAAUUGAAAAGAGAGCACCUCAAAUGGGAUUUCACGGUAUGCGCGGGAAGAAAGAUGUCACAGAUGUACUCAUGGGUGAAAGUUCUGAGAAACGAGCUCCUGCCGUUGGAUUUUUUGGCAUGAGAGGAAAGAAACAGCCCGGGUAUCGCAUCUCAGCCGAUAGGAGAAAUUUAUUCGGUUUUGUGAAAUCCAAGAAAGGUCCCUAUGAAUUCCGCGGUAAGUUUGUUGGUGUGAGAGGUAAAAAAAUUCCCGCUGGAAGUGCAUUGAAUAAAUUAAUCACGGAAUUGGAUGAACUUCAAGCAGACGGAAGCUUUUUGCAGCCAGCACAGCUCGUACAAUCCGAAGAUGCACCAAUCAAGAGAGUACCCAGCGGAUUUAUGGGAAUGCGUGGGAAGAAAUGGUCAGAUUCACCCUCAAAUGAGCAGUAAAUUGAAGAUUUUGGGCGUGUGCGAUGUGAUGGUAUGAGAUGAACCCAGCAGCAAUUCUUCAAAAUUUCCUAAGACACUUACCUCCUCCUUCUUCUCUCUUCACUGGGCAAUCUUAAAGAGAACUCCCCCUGUACGAUUCGACACGAGAACCCACUGAAAUUCCCCACAAUUUACCAAUUAAUUAUUCUCUUACUGAUUAAACUAAAACACAAGGAUGGCGAAUUGAAUUGAGAAAGAUUUCUUACAAAGAGAAAUCUGGAAUAAAUUAUGCAUAAAUUUUGCAGAUUGAUGAGCUGUGUGAGGAACAAAGAAGUCGUUUAAAAGUCAAUGUAAAAAUAAAUUACAUAAAUAAAAGAAGUAUUAAAAAAUAUAUUUGCAUUAUAUUUUUAGUGAGGAAAAGAAAACUGUAUUAAAUUAAAAAAAUAAAACUGAUAGAGCUGAAAAAAAAUAUCCUAAUUGUUGGACUUGAAAGAGAAAGAUGGUAAAGAAAAUUACAUAAUUAAUGUAAAAUGUUACUAAUAAACUGACAAAGAAAAACAAGCUAUUAGUAUUUAAAUAAUUCUACCUGCAAAAAAAAGGCAAAAGAAAAUGCAUAUUUAUAAAAAAAAUCUAACUUAUUUCAUUAUUGAUGAACAAAAUAGUCAGAUUGUUUCACCUCUUUUUGUGCUUCUUCUUAUAGAAACAGAGAGACAGAGAGACAUUAAAGGAUACUAUUAAAAGACAUGGUGAAAAAUUAUUAUUAUAGAACAUAUCAAAGUGAAAUAAAAUAAAUAUUAAAA